GUAGGACGUAUACAUUUGCCACAUUUAGGUUGAGUGGUUUAGUUGUUCUUAUAUAUACAUAUGUACUGUUAGAUAUCCAUUUGUUUGUUAACACAAAACUUUUUUUAAAGAGUAUCGGUUCCCUUUCCCUGAGUCAUGAGAGUUUGACCUAAACAAGAAAGAACUCACAAGAAAACUAGUUAUACCAUAAUGGUGAGAAUACUUAGUAAUGGUGACAUAGUUCAAGAUGAUGACCCUAGAAUAAAACGGAAUUCUGGGCAAAGCAGCUCAUCAGGUCAAAGAAGAGGUUUUGUACAGCACAAUGACAACCCUUAUCAACAGGGAGCAGGAGGGGUGCAGACUGUGUCCAUAUUUGAAGUGAUGAACCAGAAGCUUUUAGAUGCUGGACUCCCUCGCUUUAACCUAGGACCUUACACAGUGGAACCUAUAGCCACGGUGGGGAUGAUACUGGCUGGACUCAUGUUUGGACUGCCAGGCUUGGUAUUUGGGGCACUGUUAUUUAUAGUUGUGAAAGUUAGCAAUGGACAGGGCAAUCAGGGCGGACAAGAAGGUGCUGGUAGAGCUAUGAGGAGGGGAUUCCAAGGGGGACACACACUGGGGAGAUAAAAUAAGAAAUAUUCUGUGGAUUCAGAUAUGACCUUGACAAACAAAUUCACUACGUACAACAAAUAUGAACAUAUUUUAAAUGUCUAAAAUUUGUUGAAAGGAAUAGAGUAGCAACAAUUGAAGAAGGUGUAAUUAAUUUAAAUCAAAAAGAAAGGCAUAUGAAGUUCUAAUAGGCUGGAGAGACGGUUGCUUUUUGCUCCUAUUGCAUAAAUUGUAUAUGAAAGAAUAGAUACAGUGGAACACAUUCAAGAUGGUGGAACUCACAAAUUGAGAGUAUUUUUCAUAGCCAGUGCCAAGAACACAUUUGCAUAUUUUAGGUACGCAAGUCCUGACUUUUUUUGUUUUGCAUGGGGGAACCACAUAUGAUUCAUCUUGGUUUUCCUCAUCCCAAAUAGGCUCUUAAGAUGUGGCAAAGGUACUGAAUGGUCGUACUGAUGUGCUUAAUGUGCUUGUUAGACAUGUUGGAAGGCUCCCCAUCACUGCACAUAUUCUCUUUUUACUUAUUGGUCAUAGGCUGAUAUUGCUACUUCACACACACGAUAGUGUUUCUGAUAUUCCCAGUCAAGAUGAACAUACAGUAUGUUUAGUAUUGCAUCAUUAAAAUUAUUCCUUUCACUAUAUAUACUAUGUGGCAAUUAUCACGUCUAGGCUUGUAAUUCCCCUGAGCCCUCAUUUGUCAAGAGUAUUUACCAUGAAUUUAUGCUGUGCAGCUUUUAUGCAGGCUUCUGUGCUACAUUAACCUAUUUUGGUAAGAUAUUUUGAUGUCAUUACUCUUACUCCUAGCAUAACGAAUGAGCUGUAAGUAACUUUUGGCAGCAUAGCACUAUUUUUACCCAAGCCUUGCAGCCAAAAAUACUAGACAUAAUUGCUGCUUUCACGAUGCAUCUUUUAACUUCAAAUUCAAAAUGAUACAAAUAUCACAAUAUCUUGCUUUUUUUCUACAAUAUACCUUUCUACUGUUGCCUGUUCAUCUUGACCUGAGUGAAGAAAGCACCUAAUAGUUAUAGUCUUGAAAUUUUUAACAGUAUAAACAGGUGAGACAAGAAAAGUGCAACACUUUCAGUAAUUAACUGGUCAGUUAAUGUUAUUUUAAUAACAUAAUUGAAAUAUCCAAUGAUUCCAAAAAUGGUGAAUUGGUGACCUUCAGAUGUAUUAUAAAGCACACUAAAACCGUAGCAUAUAUAAGCUCAGUGCUUGGGCCUUAUUUUGUGAGCCCAUUUGGGAUCAGGAAAGGCAAGGUGUGUAGUUACUCCAUGCACAAAUCAUUCUGAAUGCAAAUCUGGUUUUUACAGACGAAAAAAAAGAAAAGCAAAAAAAAAAACAAAAAAAAAACGCCAGGUUCUCAUUCCUACUCCACGCAAAAGUGGUCUUGGCAUCGACUACAGAACGUACUUUUUUUAGCAUAACUCACAAAUACAUUGUAUUCAAGCUGUUAAUCUAUGUAUUUUGCCCAUCUCAUGGCAACGCAUUUUGACCUGCAGUCAUAUUCAUGAUACGUGGUCAUGGGUAUUAGUAAAGAUGGAUUCGCCACUAUACCGCAGUCUUUGAAUAGGAAGGCAUGUAUAUAUUUUGCCUGAUUUGGCUCCCUUGCUGGUCCGUUCCUCUCUCGUCGCCAGAUAUGAUAUUUGGACACCGUGUUGGAUUUAAAAUUGUGCGAUUUGUGCAUACAACCCCUAGAAAGUGGGUUCUGGAUGUCACAUGUAAUUACAACAGUCAGUUUGUUUGAGGGUAAAGGGGUGAUGUGAAGUUUUUUUUGUUAGCAAUUUUUAAUGUGCAUUUGUACAGUAUAAAAGAAUAUAGGUGGUUUUAAAUUAAAUGGUUGGAAUUGUAACUGGGAGAUAAAAGUCAUUUUGAUAUUCAAAUAAAAUCAUUUAAGCAAUA
Molecule: messenger RNA, 2487 nt
Organism: Lingula anatina
Lineage: Eukaryota; Metazoa; Brachiopoda; Lingulata; Lingulida; Lingulidae
Product: protein FAM241B
Cellular component (GO): intracellular membrane-bounded organelle
Source: RefSeq, a predicted model, not a curated record